AUGCUGGGUCUUGGAGCAUAUGAAAGCAGCAGCGAGGAUGAAGUUGACCAAAAGUGUGCUUCUUCGCAGAGACAAGUAAUAAAAGAUCGGCCAGAGUUAGCCUUUAAAACAGAGGAAAAUAAAGAAUUUGGUGAUGGGCCCAAGACCCCAAAAAAUACUAUAAAUCCAGACCCCAGUGGACCUGUUCUCGGCCCAUUGCAUCAAGAAACCCAUUCUUCAGAUAUUCACUCGUUGGAUGGACAUUCCUCACCAUACUCAACGUCGCACACAUUGGUUCAUGAUUUAACACUUCCGCCGGUGCCUAAUCUAGACAUCCCACCAUCCCCCCCUGGAACCCCUAAUCCUACAGCAAAUGCAAAGUUUGCCCAUUUUUUGACAUUGAAGGAACAAGAAGUUCACUUUAACGAGAAGCUAGCCAGUUCAACAUCAUUGAAGAACCAAGAUUUGCUCGUGAAGCUGAUGGAUCACAUGGGCCUUUAUGGUCAGGUGCAAUACUAUACGUCUUUACCACUUGAUCUGUGGGAUACAUCGUGUCUACCGAGUUGGGGUUUCAAGGAAGAACUCCUGAAGACACAGAAGGAAACUCGUAAUAGCAUAGAAGACCAGAGGCUUGCAAGCCAAAGGGAUACAAUUGGUUUUGUGAAUGCGACUAGUGAAACGAGUCACACGGGAACUGUCCUCAACUCAAAGAAGAGAUUAAGAGCUCCGUCAGCUCUGACUGCCUAA
Messenger RNA from Aspergillus tanneri, 726 nucleotides. RefSeq names its product HCNGP domain-containing protein. The record is from RefSeq and is a predicted model, not a curated record. The coding region runs from base 1 to 726 and encodes 241 amino acids. Gene Ontology annotation, cellular component: nucleus. Lineage: Eukaryota; Fungi; Ascomycota; Eurotiomycetes; Eurotiales; Aspergillaceae. The transcript has 4 exons. Gene Ontology annotation, biological process: regulation of DNA-templated transcription.